This is a messenger RNA of Solanum dulcamara, 1668 nucleotides long. Its product is annotated as sulfite oxidase. The coding region runs from base 256 to 1437 and encodes 393 amino acids. Gene Ontology annotation, cellular component: mitochondrion. The transcript is spliced from 12 exons. Lineage: Eukaryota; Viridiplantae; Streptophyta; Magnoliopsida; Solanales; Solanaceae. Gene Ontology annotation, molecular function: oxidoreductase activity; molybdenum ion binding. The record is from RefSeq and is a predicted model, not a curated record.
UCCAAUACUUUUCUUCUUAGCCCCAAAUUUGUCAGGUAGUAUGGCCGCUCCAAUAAAAAAAGGCAAGCAGCCCGAUGUUCGAAAUUCAGAGAAGGACCCGACUACACGCAAAAUUCGGGGAAGAACCCGACACCUUGCAUUUCUGUUUUUCAAUAUUUGUACAAAUCUCCCUCAAUCUGUCUCGCACUCUCUCACACACACACCCCUAGCAAGACUACAGUGAAGCCGGCGGCAAAGGAAACUGACAAGUGAGAAAUGCCUGGGAUUAAAGGACCCUCCGAUUAUUCGCGAGAACCCCCACGCCAUCCUUGCCUUAAAAUUAAUGCCAAGGAACCCUUUAAUGCUGAGCCAACUCGUUCAGCUCUAAUUUCAUCUUAUGUCACUCCUGUUGAUUUCUUUUACAAGAGAAACCACGGACCCAUACCAGUUGUGGAUGACAUAGACAGGUAUUCCGUUUCUCUGUGUGGUCUUAUAGAAAAUUCCAAAGAUUUGUUUAUGAAGGAUAUUUGGAAGCUUCCAAAAUAUACUGUUACUGCCACGUUACAGUGUGCUGGUAACAGAAGAACUGCUAUGAGCAAGAGUCGAACAGUGAAAGGAGUUGGUUGGGAUGUUGCUGCUAUAGGAAAUGCUGUUUGGGGUGGAGCGAAAUUGGCAGAUGUUCUCGAAUUAGUUGGAAUACCUUAUUUGACAAGUAUCACACAAUCUGGAGGAAAACAUGUUGAAUUUGUGAGCAUUGACAAGUGUAAGGAGGAAAAUGGAGGUCCUUAUAAGGCAUCAAUUCCAUUGAGUCAGGCUACAAAUCCUGAAGCUGAUGUUCUGCUCGCCUAUGAAAUGAAUGGAAAGCCACUUAAUAGGGAUCAUGGCUUUCCACUGCGUGUGGUUGUCCCUGGUGUGAUAGGUGCUCGUUCGGUUAAGUGGCUUGAUUCCAUCAAUAUCAUUGCCGAAGAAUGCCAGGGAUUCUUUAUGCAAAAAGACUACAAGAUGUUUCCACCAACAGUGAACUGGGAUAACAUCAACUGGUCUACUAGGAGACCGCAGAUGGACUUCCCUGUUCAGAGCGCAAUAUGUUCCCUGGAGGAUGUGAGUGUUAUAAAGCAUGGAAAGAUAACCAUCAAGGGGUACGCAGUAUCAGGAGGUGGGCGUGGCAUAGAAAGGGUAGACGUGUCUAUAGAUGGUGGUAAAACUUGGGAGGAAGCCACCAGAUACCAGAGAACUGGUAUUCCAUAUAUUGCUGAUGAUUCAAGUAGUGACAGAUGGGCAUGGGUCUUUUUUGAAGCUGAGGCAAAUAUUCCACAGAGUGCGGAAAUAGUUGCUAAAGCGGUGGAUAUAUCUGCAAAUGUUCAACCUGAAAGCGUAGAUUCUGUCUGGAAUCUGAGAGGAAUCCUGAACACCUCAUGGCAUCGGGUUCAAGUCCGAGUUGGUCAAGCAAAUCUUUAGGCUGUGUUUCAUGUGUUGAGCUGGUGACAGUAUUCAGCAUCACAGACCAUAAUUGUUUGUAUCUUCCUAAGCUUAAAGUGAAAAUAACAUGGUGGUUUGUAUCUUCCUAGCUUAAAGUGAAAAUAACAUGGUUGUAUGUUUCUCCCUAGAUUAAAAUGAAAAUAACAUGUUUCCUUGAUGUCUCAAAAUAACAAUGGAAAUGACAAUAAUUUGAAGGUGAUUGCAUCUUGA